This is a messenger RNA of Nezara viridula (southern green stink bug), 997 nucleotides long. The record is from the annotation of a GenBank genome assembly. NCBI's taxonomy places the organism in Eukaryota, Metazoa, Arthropoda, Insecta, Hemiptera, Pentatomidae.
AUGUUCUGGAUACUCUGGAUCGGGUGUCUUUUCAUUUCCAUUGGAAAUGGAGAAUCCAAUUCAGGAUCUAUGUCCACAGAUUACAAGGAACUAGAGAGUUUUUUUAAUAACUUAUUUUUCCAUGGAGGUGACGCAGACACUCUCUUGUACUUCGAAGGAGACAUGGAGGAUGUGCAUGGAGAAUUGGGAGACAAAGUGACGGUAGGGAUUAAACAGGGUCUCGUAAUUCGUGACAACUUUAAGAUAUCUUAUCCGGACAGCAACACCAAGCUUUGCUCAAUGGAACUGGAGAGCAAACAAGAAAUCUCCGUCGACAGCACCGGAAAAGUUGGGUUAAAACUGGACCAUUGCAGUCUACUCCUCCAAUUCAGCGUCUCCAACAAGACAGGAGUGACGAUCAAACCAGAAACGGUCCUCCUUAACAGUUGCACCGUGAGAAGAAACGACGGUUCUCUUUCUCCGUGGGGCCGGCAGGUGACCCAGGGGCUGUCCAAUCUGUUAAUGAGGAAGGCGGAAGAGUACCUCAACCAUCACUACAACUCUACAGAUUCCUUAUCUUUCGGUUACUUUAAACCAGAUCAUCCUACUGUGGAGGAGUAUAAAGACAUACUGGAUACGAUUUUAAUUAUUGUCUGAUGUUUUGAAUAUUUUUAAUCAUACAACUGUAGAGGAUAAGUAAGACCAUACGUUUAAUUGAUUUUAUGAAUAAAAACAAAUUUUCAACAAAUUAAACUGGCAACGUUUCGGCUAGAUUGCCAUUUUCAAGCCAUCUGUAACAGAAUAAAUGUAUAAAUUAACUUGUUAACAAAAUUCCAUCAGGAGUAUGAUUUAUAUAAUGUUGGGUUUAAGAAAUCAACGAUUAACAUCACUAUCACAUUAUGUUACAAGUAGUUUAUGUAUGAAAUUAAUCGCUAAUUAUGUCUUACAGACGACAUAGCCGAAACAUUGCCAGUGUAAUAAAAUAAAACCUUAUUGGAAUAAACACAGCAAGAACCUG